GAUUCGUCUCCUUCAUUUUUGGUAUCCCGCGCAACUUUCUUCUUCAUCUCUCUCUCUCUCUGAGUUUGAGUUCUCUCUAAAUCGAUUCGGCCAAAUUCACUUCUCUUGAUUGGUGGUUCAGAUCGUGCCGUCUCGAAUUCGGGGUUGAGUAGACACUGGAUCACUGACCCGACCCGAAUUAUUAAUGUCGGAAGUGAAGGAGACGGGUGGGGUUUCUAUUGGCGGCGAAUCGUUGAGAGCGUCGCCGAAGGUUCUGACGGCUGGUGAUCGGAAAUUACUUAAGGUGGAGCUACGGCCAGGGGAUACGACGUAUGUUUCGUGGAAGAAGCUUAUGAGGGAUGCUAGUAAGGUCAAUGGUUCAUCGGCUUCGGUUCCCGAUCCGCCUCCUAAUGCUAACCCUAACCUCGAGUCUCGAAUUGCACCGCCAGGGCAGCCAGCAGAAAUUGAAACGAACGAUCAACCUCAUUCUAACCGUUUCAACGCUGUUAUUGAGAAGAUAGAGAGGCUCUAUAAGGGUAAUGAUAGCAGUGAUGGGGAAGAGUUAGACGGUGCUCCUGACGAUGAUGAGUAUGACACUGAAGAUUCAUUUAUCGAUGAUGCCGAAUUGGAUGAGUAUUUUGAAGUUGAUAAUUCAGCAGUUAAACAUGAUGGAUUUUAUGUCAAUAGAGGAAAGUUAGAGCGGAUAGAACCUUCGACAACAUCUAACCAGCAACCCAAAAAAAGGCGACGCAAAGAUCCAGCAAAACCCUUUGGUGAUGCUGUUGACGUAUCUGAUAAACACACCAAGUUGUCCUUAACAGCUAGGGGAUUUACUCAGAAAAGAGAUGGUUCUAAUGUGAAGUCUAAAAUCUCCAUCCUCGAGAAAGCCAUAAGGGAAUUGGAGAAGGUGGUUGCCGAAUGUGAAAUGCUUUUGUGGAAGCAGGCAAGCCAGGGGAAAUAUACGGCAGAGUUAAUCAACCGUCUUAUGAGCAUUGUCGGUCACCUAAUCCAGCUUAGGUCACUAAAGAGGAACUUGAAAAUCAUGAUUGAUAUGGGCGAUUCUGCAAACCGAGAAAAGGAUACUAGGUUCCAGCAAAUCAACAAUGAAGUUCUUGAUAUGAUAAAAGCGAAAGUUUCUUUGAUGGAAACGCAGGAAACUAAACCAGAAGGUGGAACAUCAGACGAUUUUCAUGACCCUGUAGAAAAGCCAUCUUUGAAGAAGUUUGUCAUGGAUGCGGCGUUGGAGGAUAAAUUGUGUCAUCUAUAUGAUAUCUUUAUUGAGGGACUGGAUGAAGAAGAUCAAGGUCCACCAAUAAGAAAGCUAUAUGCCAAUCUGGCUGAACUCUGGCCAAAUAGAUUAAUGGAUAAUCAUGGGAUCAAGCGUGCAAUUUGCCGGGCAAAAGAGAGGCAAAAAGCUUUGUUUGGGAACCUUGGGAAGGAGAUGGAUCAAACAAAGAUGAAGAAGAGCAGGAAGCAGUUGGUAACAAAAACAGAGUGGACAGCUCAGCCCAACACGGAAUCAGUGGCUCAGAGACGACAAAGUGGAGAGAAAAUGACUGUUGAUCCAAACGCAACCAGCACUUCCUUGGUCACCAGUCAAACUAUGGUUGACAGAUCAAAGCAGCAGCAUGAGAAGCUAAAGGGAAGCUUAAACUCGUGCAAUCCUCCAGAAGAAACAAGAGUGGUCAAGAGAAAGACAACAGAGGGCAUAAUGGCAGAGAAACAAGUCGUUCUUGCCCUGAAGAAGCCGGAACAUCCACCGACACGUGUUAUCCCAGUUCCUCAGAAUUUGAACAUCGCACAUACAACUCCGGACCUGAACUUGCCAAGUUGA
This is a messenger RNA of Camelina sativa (false flax), 1813 nucleotides long. The record is from RefSeq and is a predicted model, not a curated record. NCBI's taxonomy places the organism in Eukaryota, Viridiplantae, Streptophyta, Magnoliopsida, Brassicales, Brassicaceae.